GUACUUCAUAUUGAGCAAACUUCUGAUAUCUUUCGCCUGAGUAUGUGUUGCCUCCAACUCCUUAAUAUUCAUUUUUUCCACCUGCGAAAGAGCAUUCUUUUGCCUGCUUCCCUCAGAGUAAACCUCCAAUCUGUGACUGUGAAAUCCCCUCGACUUAAUCCCAUGAAUUCUCCACUUACACUUGCCAUCUAUUUUUACGGAUUGCACCACCACUCGGAAACGACAACCUAACUUGCCUGUUGUAGAUUUGCUCCGUGUUGUCUUUGCGGGAUCAGACGUAUAUGAGUUGCUCCUACUACCAUGGUUGCAAUCCAUAUAGAUCCGCGGAUUGUCUUCUCCAACGUUUCUCUUGACUGAUGCCACUAUCAAGGAAAAACUAUUACUCAUGGCAAUCUCCUUUGCCGCUUUACAAGCUUGAUCAUGGGUAUCAUAAACAUCACUUAGAAACAAUGAUGUGCAAUCAACAUAUUCACCCUCAUUAACUCCGGAUCCACCCUACAAGAAAUACAAGGUAAAAACAUUUAGUUGUGCAACAAUUAUGUUACGAUAAUUAAAUUAUAAAAAAUAACUACUUACUGAAUCAUCCAUAAUAGUUUCCUUGUUAGUAAAUGAUGGUGGCACAAGAUUUUUAUCCUCCUUCCUAAUAAACACAAUUAACAACGAAACUUAAUGAACAUAAUAUUAUAAUUUAUGUGAAUUUUCAUUAAAAAAGGUCCAUGACAUCACAAAAUUAACUCGAGCAUGUUCAAAACUAGACCCGACCGAGUGACGGGCAUGUUAAAAACAAGAAAGAACCGUGGGUCGAGCAUGUUGAAAACAUGCCUAAACAGGAGGACGAGCAUGUUGAAAACAUGCCUAGACAGGAGGACGAGCAUGUUGCGAGCAUUCCUGGAGGAUGGAACAGGCAGGUUGACAACACGUCCGUUCCAUGGCGGAUGCAGGGUUUCAACAUGCUUGACCACCGGUCGAGGCCGAUUUUCAACAUGCUCGACUUGUUUUCCAGAAGAAAAAAAAAAUUGCAAACAGAAUCUUACCUUUAGCCCGAGUCCCUGCAUGCUAUGACGAUCGAGACCGACUACUUCUCUACCUCCGGCAAACUCGCCGGAAUCAGGCGAAAAUUUAUCAAUGUAGAAGAUUGUAGUUGGAUUUUGUGUUGUGUGGUUUGGAGUUAAUUUUUGGUUUGAUAUUUCUGUUUUCUGUUGGAAGAAAGAGUUAAAUGGGUUGGGUUAGUUGGUUGGGGCAUUAAUUCUAGGUGGUUGAACCAUACAAUUAAAUGAAGGGUUGUUUUGUAAAUUUGUAUGGUUUAGGGCGACAAAAUUUAAAAAUUUAGUGCGACGAAUAGUAACUCUCGAAAGAUAAUAUCCAAAUAGGAGAUGGAAAGCCUGGAACAGAGUAACCGAUCGUGGCCUUCCUCCUUCACUUUCCAGUUUCCUCCGACUCGGGACCGGGUCGGAUUCUCUCCCGAGCAGCUCCGUCGCGGUCUUCGCCGUCGCACCUACAUUUUCACCCUCCGGUUGGAGAAGAUUCGUACUCCAAUCACGCCGACGCCAUUGGAGAAGAUUCGUACUCCAAUCUACACAGGAGGUCAAUAUGGUGAGUCUCAAUUCGAUUAAUAUUAUCUGCUGCCCGCUGUCGUGAUUAUUAUUAUCAUCAGUAUUAGGUGCAUUCUUUCGUUUUCAUAAAUGAAUGACAAAGCAAAUUAGGUAUGUCAGCGUCUGAACUUUUCCUGGAAUUUCGACUAGCUAGGGUUCCACCAAUAAUCUGAAUUUGUUUGA
Linum trigynum is the source of this 1775-nucleotide messenger RNA. The record is from the annotation of a GenBank genome assembly. NCBI's taxonomy places the organism in Eukaryota, Viridiplantae, Streptophyta, Magnoliopsida, Malpighiales, Linaceae.